This is a messenger RNA of Ostreobium quekettii, 1008 nucleotides long. The record is from the annotation of a GenBank genome assembly. NCBI's taxonomy places the organism in Eukaryota, Viridiplantae, Chlorophyta, Ulvophyceae, Bryopsidales, Ostreobiaceae.
AUGGUGCAGGCUCUGCAGACACAGAUGGCCCAAGCGCCGGCCACCAAGAAAAUCACCCCCAAAAUCAAAUACGGCAAGGCGCCCAAGCCAGUCAAGCCGCCGGCCAAGGUGGCCAAGAAGGUGGCCAAGCCGGCGCCCAAGCCGGUCAAGAAGGUCGUGGUGAAGAAGAAGGUCGUGAAGAAGGUGGUGGCCAAGCCCAAGCCCGUGUACAAGGCGCCCCCAAGGAAGGCAUCCAAGGGCGGAAAGGGCUGGUUUGGGGAUGCCGGUGGCGCCGGCGACCUGUCCCAGUGGUAUGGCUCCACCAGGAAGCUGUACCUGCCCGCCGGCCUCUUCGCCCGGUCGGAGGUGGAGCCCUACCUGAACGGCACCCUCGCCGGAGACUACGGCUACGACCCCCUGGGCAUCGGCCAGUCGGUGGCCAAGGUGGCGGAGUACCGUGAGUACGAGAUCCUGCACGGCCGGUGGGCCAUGCUGGGCGCCGCGGGGAUGAUCAUCCCCGAGGGCCUGGCCGCCAACGGCGCGGACAUCCGAGGCGCUGCCUGGUACGAGACCGGCGCGGAGAUGUUGACGGGAUCGGGCAAGCUGGACUACUUCGCCGUGCCGUGGGCGGUCGUGGCCAACCCGCUGCCGCUGCUGUUCGUGAUCGGCAUCCAGGUGGGGCUGAUGGGUGCCGCCGAGAACUACCGGCGGCAGGGUAGGGGGCCAUCUGGCUACACCGUGGGACGCGGCAAGUACGACGCCAAAGAGCUGGAAGGCCUGGACCCCAUUUACCCCGGCGGGCCGUUUGACCAGUUCGGGCUGGCGUCCGACCCCGAAGUCUUCCAGGAGCUGAAGGUCAAGGAGAUUAAGAACGGGAGGCUCGCGAUGAUCGCCACCCUGGGUUUCGCCGUCCAGGCCGCCGUCACCGGCGAGGGACCCUACGCCAACUGGUCAAAACAUGUUGCGGACCCCUUUGGCUACAACCUGUUGACUGUGCUGGGUAGCGAGGACCGGGUGCCCACUUUGUAG